This is a messenger RNA of Colletotrichum chrysophilum, 1755 nucleotides long. RefSeq lists its product as uncharacterized. Gene Ontology annotation, molecular function: manganese ion transmembrane transporter activity; cadmium ion transmembrane transporter activity. NCBI's taxonomy places the organism in Eukaryota, Fungi, Ascomycota, Sordariomycetes, Glomerellales, Glomerellaceae. The record is from RefSeq and is a predicted model, not a curated record. Gene Ontology annotation, cellular component: membrane. Bases 1 to 1755 code for a protein of 584 amino acids. Gene Ontology annotation, biological process: iron ion transport; intracellular manganese ion homeostasis. The transcript has 3 exons.
AUGACGCCCGCCUGGCUAGAAGAGCCCCAGCAUGGGAGCAACUCGCGCAGGAGCAGCGCGAACCCCUUCACAGCGGACUACACAAUCGACCAGACCCUGCAUGGGCUGUCACAUACGGAUCGUCGCCGCUCGAGUUCACACACUGACCGCCGCCGCUCGAGGCGGCUGACGAUAGAGAUUCCGCCAGAUUUUGUCCGCCUCGAUACCAUUCCCGCAACACCGGGGCCGUCGGAGAGCACGUUCAAGCUCGACACGCCAUUAGGGAAGGAGUCGAGGAUAGACUUUGAGCCAGUGGCCCUCCUGUCGGGCCCCACGCUUCCUUUGCCAAGCCACUCCUACAACAAGAAGAGGCCGGGUUGGUUCAAUCGAAGAUGGAGUGACCUCGUCGUUUUUGGCAAGUUCGUUGGGCCAGGGUUCAUGAUUGCCGUCACAUACAUUGAUCCCGGAAACUACGCAACCGACAUCUCAGCCGGAGCAUCCUACCACUUUGAUCUCUUGUUCAUCGUCCUCGUGAGCAACCUUAUUGCCAUCUUUCUCCAGAGUCUCGCCAUCAAACUCGGCACCAUCACCGGUCUUGACUUGGCCACCGCUAGCCGUGUGUUUCUCCCGAGAUGGAUGAACAUCAUUGUCUACGCCCUCGCGGAGAUUGGCAUCAUCGCGACGGAUAUGGCGGUGGUCAUCGGUACCGCCACCGCAUUACAUCUCCUCAUCCCCAAGCUACCGCUCCUCGCCUGCGUUAUCCUGACACUCCUAGACGUUGUGUUCAUCGUGAUAUUUUACCGCCCAGACGGCUCCAUGCGUGGUCUGCGGCUCUUUGAGAUUGGCGUCUGUUUCUUGGUGCUAGGCGUCGUCGUCUGCUUCUGCAUUCAGCUCUCGCUCAUCCAAAACACCACUGUCGGACAGGUCUUCCGCGGCUACCUUCCUUCUGGCUCCAUCAUUCAGACUCAGGGCUUACACCUAGGCUCCGGCGUCGUCCAGUCCCGCCUCAAAGACUUUGACAUGAAAGAAGGCAACCUCCAGGAACUCCCCCGCUCCGACACGAUGACGACCGUCGACAGCGUCCAAAAGGUCUUCUACUUCCCCUCCAUGGCCGCGAUCAAGCACUGCAUGAAGUUCUCCAUCGCCGAAAUCACCUUCUCGCUCUUCACGUUCGCCCUGUUCGUCAACUCGGCCAUCCUCAUCGUGGCCGGCGCCUCCCUCUACCAGGGCCAGACAAGCCUCGCCUCGGACAUCUUCGGCAUGCACGACCUCCUCGCGAACAGCAUCUCCUCCGCCGCAGGCGUCAUCUUCGCCUUCGCGCUGCUGCUCUCGGGCGUCUCGGCGGGCCUGGUGUGCACCAUCGCCGGCCAGCUCGUCAGCGAGGGCGCGCUCAACUGGCGCAUGAAGCCCUGGCUGCGGCGCCUCGUCACGCGCGUCAUCAGCGUCACGCCCGCGGCCGUGAUCUGCGCCCUGGCCGGGCAGCAGGGGCUGAGCAACGCGCUGAACGGCACGCAGGUGGUGCUCGGCACGGUGCUGCCCGUCAUCACGGCGCCGCUGAUAUACUUUACGAGCUUCAACAAGUACAUGACGGUCGUCCCCGGCGCAGCGAGCUACGGCAGCGACACCGGCGUCGUGCCGGCGCGGAGGUUCAGCACCGUGGGCGUGAAGAUGGCGAACUCGUGGUACGUCAGCGUCGUUGCGGUUGUGAUUUGGUUGGUGAUUACGGUGAUGGUCGUGUCGAACCUGGUCAUGCUGGGGUUAAAUACCCAGAAUUAG